Molecule: messenger RNA, 1763 nt
Organism: Onychostoma macrolepis
Lineage: Eukaryota; Metazoa; Chordata; Actinopteri; Cypriniformes; Cyprinidae
Product: salivary glue protein Sgs-3-like
Exons: 11
Coding region: 75-734 (219 amino acids)
Molecular function (GO): protein binding
Source: RefSeq, a predicted model, not a curated record
CAGUGCUCGGUGCAGUUUGACAAGGACCAGCCAGUUUAAUGAGGUUGUAAACUCAUCAGAAUUCAUUAAAUAACAUGGCACGUCUUUCUUUUAAAAAUGUAUGUAAAGGCACAGCGCUUCUGUUCUUUGUCAUUGUUCUGGGGUUGAAUGCACAGACUCAUACAGGUAUCACAUCACUCCCUGUCACUUUAAGUAUUUCUUCAAAUGAGUCUCUCACAUCUCCUCAAACACUUCCUACAACAGCCCCUGCCACUACAAGCUCUCCUUCAACUGAGUCCCAAACAUCAACUCCUACAACAGCCCCUGCCACUACAAGCUCUCCUUCAACUGAGUCCCAAACAUCAACUCCUACAACAGCCCCUGCCACUACAAGCUCUCCUUCAACUGAGUCUCAAACAUCAGCUCCUACAACAGUCCCUGCCACUACAAGCUCUCUUUCAACCGAGUUUCAAACAUCAGCUCCCACAACAGCCCCUGCCAGUACAAGCUCUCCUUCAACUGAGUCUCAAACAUCAGCUCCCACAACAGCUCCUGCCACUUCAAGCUCUCCUUCAACUGAAAUAUCAGCUCCUACAAUUCUUGCCACUACAAGCUCUCCUUCAACUAAGUCUCAAACAACAGCUCUAAGUGAAAGAUCUGGACUGCAGGCAGGCCAAUUCAGCACCCGCACUCUUUUACAACGAAGCCGUGCUCUUGUAAUAGCUGCAGUAUGUGGUUUUGCAUUGUCCUGCUGAAAUACACAAGGCUUUCCUUGAAAUACACGUCAUCUGGAGGGGAGCAUAUGUUGCUCUAAAACCUUUAUAUACCUUUCAGCAUUCAUAGUGCCUUCCAAAACAUGCAAUCUGCCCAUACUGUAUGCACAUAUGCACCUCCAUACCAUCAGAGAUGCUGGCUUUUGAACUGAACGCUGAUAACACGCUGGAAGGUCUCCUUCCUCUUUAGCCUGGAGGACACGGUGUCCGUGAUUUCCAACAAGAAUGUAAAAUUUUUACUCAUCUGACCAUAGAACACUUUUCUACUUUGAAACUGUCCAUUUUAAAUGAGCUUUGGCCCACAUGACACAAUGGCGCUUCUGGACCAUAUUCACAUAUGGCUUCCUUUUUGCAUGAUAGAGCUUUAGUUGGCAUCUGCAUAUGGCAAGGCGGAUUGUGUUUAUCGACAGUGGUUUCUGGAAGUAUUCCUGGGCCCAUUUUGUAAAGUCAAUGACAGAAUCAUGCCGAUGAGUGAUGCAGUGUCGUCUGAGGGCCCGAAGACCACGGGCAUCCAACAAAGGUCUUCGGCCUUGUCCCUUACACACAGAGAUUUCUCCAGUUUCUCUAAAUCUUUUGAUGAUGUUAUGCACUAAAGAUGAUGAGAUUUGUAAAGCCUUUGCAAUUUGAUGUUGAGGAACGUUGUUUGUAAAGUAUUCCACAAUCUUUUUAUGCACUCUCACAGAUUGGAGAGCCUCUGCCCAUCUUUACUGAGAGACUCUGCCUCUCUAAGACAAACCUUUUAUAGCUAAUCAUGUUACAGACCUGAUGUCAAUUAACUUAAUUAGUUGCUAGAUGUUCUCCCAGCUGAAUCUUUUUAAAAUGUAUUGCUUUUUCAGCCCUUUGUUGCCCCCGUGCCAAUUUUUUGGAGGCCUGCUACAUUUAUGUUCACUAUGUUCUAUUGUGAAUAAAACAUUGGCUCAUGUGAUUUGAAAGUCUUUUAGUUUUCAUUUUAUUCAAAUUCAAAAAACAUCCCAACAUUUCCGGAAUUCGGGUGGUAAUUUGUAAAAGCAC